GCUCUGCCCUCGUGUGGCCUGAGCCCCCUCCUCCGAGGGCCUCCCCCAGUACCUGCUGGGGGCAGGGCGGGGCAGAGCCUCCAGGAGUGGGGCUCUCCUUAGCUGUCUGGGCUAGAACAGGAAGCAGAUCCUUGACCCUCCGUCACCCUGAUUCUUUUGAGAUACUUCUACAACCAGUCUAGAGGCUGGAAAAUAAGUCACCACACAGAAAGUGGUGCAGGCAACCUUGAGGGACCCGUGCAAAAUGCAGAAACCAGGGCUCACCCCCACACCUGCCGGAGGGGACUCUCUGAUGUGAAGAGCCUGGAAACCUGCUUCGUACAAGCUCCCGGGACCCCCAAACCAGCCCCCUGGGGGACUCCCAAAUAUGAGGAAACUGAGGCCUAGAGAGGAACAGGAAGCUGUCCAAGCACAGACGCAUGACUUUCUCCUUCUCGCUCCUCUCAUGGGGACUCCCAGCCAGCCCUCCAAGGAAAAACACAAGGGAACUGGCCUUGGCUCCUGAAUCGGAUUUUCAUUCAAAGCCCUGGGCCCAUGCUCAGCUUUCCCGUGUCUUUACUGGCCAUAUUCAGCAGCAGGAUUCAGACCCGGGCCGGAAUGUGGACCAGGUUCUUGUCCCAGCUCCGCCCCAAGUGGCCCUCACAGCUCCCUCAGAUCCUGGGAAGAAGGAGCCUUGGAGCAAUGGCAAGUCCUGAGCACCCUGGGAGCCCUGGAUGGACGGGACCCAUAGCCCAGUGCACGGCAGGGACCAAGGAUGCACCAGCCACUGGCCCAGAGCUCCUAUGUCCAGGACCUGAUGGGCACUUAGACCCCCACAGCAGCCCCAGCCCCAACUCCAACAUGACCACCGGGGAGCUGCAGGAGUACUGGCGGAAGGAGAAGCGCUGCUGGCGGCGCGUCAAGCUGCUCUUCGAGGUCGCGUCGGCCCGCAUCGAGGAGAGGAGAAUGUCCAAGUUCGUGAUGUACCAAAUCGUCGUCAUCCAGACAGGGAGUUUUGACAGCAACAAAGCCGUGCUGGAGCGGCGCUACUCCGACUUCGAGACGCUCCACAGAAACCUCCUCAAGACGUUCCGGGAGGAGAUCGAGGACGUGGUCUUCCCCAAGAAGCACCUGCUGGGCAACUUCACGCAGGAGAUGAUCUCGGAGCGCAAGCUGGCCUUCAAGGAGUACCUGAGCCUGCUCUACUCCAUCCGCUGCGUGCGGCGCUCCCGCGAGUUCAUCGACUUCCUCACCCGGCCGGAGCUCCGGGAGGCCUUCGGCUGCCUGCGGGGCGGCCAGUACGCCCGGGCCCUGGACAUCCUGGUGCGCGUGGUGCCCCUGCAGGAGAAGCUGACGGCCCACUGCCCCGUGACCGUGGUCCCGGCCCUGUGCGCCAUGCUGGUGUGCCACCGGGACCUGGAGCACCCCGCGGAGGCCUUAGCAGUGGGCGAGAGGGCGCUCCAGUGCCUGCAGGCCCGGGAGGGCCAUCGCUACUACGCGCCCCUGCUGGACGCCAUGAUCCGCCUGGCCUACAUGCUGGGCAAAGACUUCGUGUCGCUGCAGAAGAGGCUGCAGGAGAGCCAGCUGCGGAAGCCCGCCCCCUGGGACCUCACCCUGAAGGAACUCACCGUGCGGGAGUAUCUGUACUGAGACCCUCCGGAGGGCAAGCUGGAGGUGCGGGGUUCAUGUCUAGUGGGAGGAGCCACGUGGGGCCCUGGGUUGCUGGGGGACCUGGGACAAGCCCUUCCUCUGGUCCUCCAUUUGCCCGUCUGUGUUGAACAGAUUGCAACCCGUGUCCCUUCCAUGCCAGGCUCACCUCAUCUCAAAACCACAAACCCAGCUGCCAAACGCUGCAGGGUGAGACCCAUCUUUCUGAGGCUUUGGUCGGUAGCCAGAGGGGAGGGUGACAUUGCAUGCCGAAGACACAACUUAACCCAUAUUGUACAUUCAGCUGUCUCCAGCUGGCCUUCUGUCUCUGCUCCUUCUCCCUUGACCUUGCCUGCGGAUAUCCCCACCAUUAUCCUAAAUAUUCUGGCUCUCCCCUCUUAGCAUGUAGACCUGACUCAGCAAAACAAAAGCUCAUCCACUGCUCCUCAAGGCCAGCUCCAUCCCUGGGAUGGGUGUAUGGGACCCUAUGAUAGGUGGAGCCACGCUAAGCUAGAACAUAAUCUUGUCUGAGGAUUCUGUGAAAUGAGGCAUUUUUAGGAAGGGAAGUUGCCAGCUAUCCUCUGGUUAGGAUUAUGCACUCAUUGCCUGGGUGGGUUUUCAUUUAUAAGGCAACUGGCCCUUGGAUAGGCUCCCUAAGUUAGGUAGACAUAGCCCUGAAGGGAGGUGGGAAAAUACACAGUGGGACCUCUGGGUAGGAUAGAGAUUGAAUGCUGAACACCUCCCCAUUUGAGGAACAGUGUUCUUGGAACUUCUGUGAUGCUUGGGGAUGCCCUUGGCUGAAGUCUGCUGUCAGGAAAAGACACCAAGAGCCCAGAGUGGAGGAGAGUCAGGACCUAUAACCUAGGCUCAAUCCUGGGACUGAAGCUGAUGUUACAGGUUGGUUUGGGCCAAUGUGUUUAAGGCUGGAAGUCCCUGAAGACCUAAACCGUCUGGCUGAACUAACUUAUCAGAGCAAAAUAAAAAGGCUGUAGCUUCAACCCUUGACAUGGGACACCAGUAUGACCUGCGCAAGGAUGUCUCAGUCCAAGGAUCCCAGUGGUGGUGAACGCGCAUUCACCAAACUGCACCAGACUGUGUUCAACAGCGACACUGUGUGGCAACAGCUGGAGUGGCCCAGUCAGGCUCUGGCCUCAAGGUUAGAAACAGAUGAUGAUACCUUGGGACAGAGAAAGCUUCAAGUCUCUCCAUUUACUCUGGGAGAAGGACACUUUGAAUGGGGAUGCUGGACUUCUUGACGAGCUGGGCAUGUGGAAAAUUAAAGUGUUAGGUGGAAAUACAAAGGGCCGUGGCUCUACUUGUAAUGGUGAAGACCAUACUGAUAUUAUGAGUCAUUUCAUCAAAUGUAAAAUGCCGUCAACUAUAA
This is a messenger RNA of Suricata suricatta (meerkat), 3010 nucleotides long. RefSeq names its product sorting nexin 20 (gene SNX20). Gene Ontology annotation, molecular function: phosphatidylinositol phosphate binding. NCBI's taxonomy places the organism in Eukaryota, Metazoa, Chordata, Mammalia, Carnivora, Herpestidae. Bases 535 to 1629 code for a protein of 364 amino acids. Gene Ontology annotation, cellular component: early endosome membrane. The record is from RefSeq and is a predicted model, not a curated record. Gene Ontology annotation, biological process: protein transport. The transcript has 6 exons.